AUGAACUGCAUCGAGAGUAAACUGUCCAGCCUUUUCCAUCGGCAUGGACGUUUACUCGGAAAAUAUCCACUACCGUACGUGUUGUGGCCAAUUAUUUUAACAGCGAUUUUGGCAGCCGGUAUGACAUACCUGAAGGACGACUCCGACCGAGCUACCAUCUAUACACCGGAGCAUGGCCCUGCGAAACUCCACCGGGAUAUCGUUAAAGACCUCUUCCCGAUGAACGACGACGGCGAGUUUCUUCCAAGUAGGAUCGUGUCUGAGGGUCGAAACGGUCGCUUGAUUAUAAUGGGGAAAAACUGGCGUGGUAACGUGUUGCAUGAAGAUGUUCUGGAUGAGGUGAGACAACUCCACGCCGAAAUCUUGAACUUGACGGUAACUAUCAACGACGAAUCCGUUUCAAUACGAGGACAUUUGCGGUCGAUGGCAAGACAGUUCAAACCGUGGUACGAGCGAGUUCAUCUGACUUAUCCAUUUGCUCCGUCGCCGACUGGGUACCCGGCUUUCAUCGGCAAUAGUUUGGGUGGCGUGGGAAUAAUGGGCGACAAUGUUGUGAAGUCGGCCAAGGCGAUCCAGCUGUUUUAUUACCUGCUAAAUAAAAGCCUCGAACGUCUGGUUCCCCGUUUCGUCGUUACUUGCUGCGCUGUCGUUCUCUUUUCCAUCAUGUGCUGCUCCUCGUUCGAUUGUGUGGUGAGCAAACCGUGGUUGGGUUUACUUGGAGUCUUGACUGCAUCUAUGGCUAUAUUAUCUGCUGUUGGGUUACUUGGUUUCUGCAAAGUGGACUUCAUCAGUGCUGUCGCAUCAAUGCCAUUUCUCAUUCUCGGAAUUGGAGUGGAUAACAUGUUCAUCAUGGUAGCUGCUUGGAGAAGAACUCCUUCUUAUCUGCCUGUAGAAGACCGCAUGGCGCAAACAUUCAGGGAAGCUGCUAUGUCUAUCACAAUCACCAGUGUCACCGAUGUCCUGGCCUUCUGCGUUGGGGCUAUCUCUGAUUUCCCGGGAGUUAGGAUCUUCUGUCUUUACACUGGUUUGGCCAUCAUCUUUGGAUACAUCUAUCAGAUUACUUUUUUUGGUGCGUGUCUCUCCGAAUUUGGACGCUUGGAAGCCAAAAAUGGUCAUUGGGCUACUUGCCAGAGAGUUUUAGCUCCUGAUGAAGCACCAUCCUCAUUAUAUCGAGUGUUCUGUGCAGGAGGUAUCAGUGAAUCCAACCCCAAAGGCUCUACUCCGGAGCACAUAGUUGCGAAGUUCUUUGGUGAUUAUUAUGGUCCUUUCUUGACCAAGAGCUGGGUGAAAGGACUUGUUGCGUUGACAUUUCUCAUAUACUUAGCCUUCUCAAUAUGGGGUUGUAUUAAAAUACAGCGAGGUAUUAAAUUGAAGAAUACUGUUCCUGAUGAUUCCUAUGCUAGCAAGUUCCUCACUUUAGAAGAGGAGUACUAUUCCCAGUACGGUUUGCCAGUAUCCGUGAUUGUCUAUCGUCAUGCUGAGUAUUGGGACAAGCAGGUUCAAAACGAGAUUUCCAGAACUUUACAAGAAAUUGAAAACACUCAAUACUUUCAUGAUUCUCGGUUCACGCAAUCAUGGCUUCAUGACUAUUUGAACUAUCUAAACCAGACUGGUCGUAGAUCAGAUGUUAUGGGGCAAGAGACUUUUAUUGAUGUUCUUCAGGAAGAAUUUCUAAAUAUUCAGGCAUUCCAAAGACAUAAGGCUGAUAUACGCUUUGCCAAUGGUGCCAUCCUCGCUACACGUUUCAGUGUGUUGACAGAAAAUGCAGACGAUGCUAACAAACAGAGAGAAAUGAUGGAGAAAGUGAGAUCAAUUGCCGAAGAUUCUCCUAUACCCAUGAUAGCCUUUCAUCCAGCUUUUAUAUUCUAUGAUCAAUACACAGAAAUUCUGCCGAGCACACUUCAAACAAUGGGUAUCGCGGCUGCGUCAAUGCUUCUUGUUUCUCUGCUUCUAAUACCCCAUCCGAUAUGCUCGUUAUGGGUGACAUUUUCUGUUUUCUCCAUUUCGGUGGGUGUCAUAGGCUUCAUGACCCACUGGGAUAUCUCGCUAGAUGCGAUCUCAAUGAUUAAUAUCAUUAUUUGCAUAGGCUUCAGUGUAGAUUUCUCAGCACACAUUACCUAUUCCUUUGUGGUAUCGCCAGCAGCUACAAACAAUGAACGUGCCAUUUCAUCAUUGCGAGCUCUUGGUAUGCCUAUUUUACAAGGCGCCAUAUCUUCGAUCCUGGGAGUAGUGGCAUUGUGUACCGCCGAGGCCUACACCUUCCGCACGUUUUUCAAAACAAAUUUUCUUGCUAUCGGGUUCGGAGCAUUGUUUGCACUAGUGUUUCUUCCUACGUUUCUCACUUUCUUUGGGCCUAAGGUCCAAGAAAAGGACAUCCCCAAAGAUGUGAAACAGGCAGUCAAACUUGCGAAGGAACCUAUUGUCUCAGUUAAAAACCCUGAAGCUCCACAUUGUGAAUACAUAGUAUAUUUACCACCAGUAACUGUAGUAUGA
This is a messenger RNA of Saccoglossus kowalevskii, 2493 nucleotides long. Its product is annotated as patched domain-containing protein 3-like. The record is from RefSeq and is a predicted model, not a curated record. Lineage: Eukaryota; Metazoa; Hemichordata; Enteropneusta; Harrimaniidae. Gene Ontology annotation, cellular component: membrane.